Messenger RNA from Populus euphratica (Euphrates poplar), 492 nucleotides. Its product is annotated as auxin-induced protein X15-like. NCBI's taxonomy places the organism in Eukaryota, Viridiplantae, Streptophyta, Magnoliopsida, Malpighiales, Salicaceae. Gene Ontology annotation, biological process: response to auxin. Bases 136 to 381 code for a protein of 81 amino acids. The transcript has a single exon. The record is from RefSeq and is a predicted model, not a curated record.
AGUGGCACAAAUCCUAUCCCUAGCUCUAUAUAUACACAUUUGACACACAUAUACUCUAUAUCCCACGCAAAUGCAUUUCUUAGCUUUAUCCAUCUUCAGUAAAUUCACUGGCUCUUUUAAGUUCGAUCUAUCUUGAUGCCAAAGAAAGUGGAGCUUGAAGGAAGAAGCAGAGCUCCAAAAGGGCACUUUGUGGUUUAUGUGGGCAAUGAAAUGAAAAGGUUUGUUGUUCCCACUUCUUACUUGAAGAGUCCUAUCUUCCAGGAAUUGCUAGAUAAAGCUGCAGAGGAAUUCGGAUUUGAUAACCAAAAUGGAAUAGUUUUGCCUUGUGAUGAAUCCACUUUCAACAGGCUUACAGCAUUCUUGGCCAAGCAUCACUCAUAGAUUAAUUAUGAGCUUUCCAUUUUUGUGUUUGAGUUACAUGUUUGUGUUUGCAAAUGUAAUUAAGAGACAACUUGUCUAUGAGAAUAACACCUACUUGUAUUGAUAAGGUAA